This is a messenger RNA of Anopheles nili, 174 nucleotides long. RefSeq lists its product as uncharacterized. Lineage: Eukaryota; Metazoa; Arthropoda; Insecta; Diptera; Culicidae. Bases 1 to 174 code for a protein of 57 amino acids. The record is from RefSeq and is a predicted model, not a curated record. The transcript has a single exon.
AUGGCUUGGCUGAUUGUGUACCCGGCGGUGGCCAUGCUGGCCAUGUUUAUCGUCCUGGUCAUCAUGGUGAUCCUGCGCUUCGGUGCCCAGCUGUGCCAGCUGCGCCACCAUGCCUUACCGGACGAGCAGGACCUUCAGGAUCAAGCGUACGAUCAAAAGGUCAGCUACGCUUGA